Molecule: messenger RNA, 2208 nt
Organism: Brachypodium distachyon (stiff brome)
Lineage: Eukaryota; Viridiplantae; Streptophyta; Magnoliopsida; Poales; Poaceae
Product: BTB/POZ domain-containing protein At2g46260
Exons: 5
Coding region: 211-1686 (491 amino acids)
Biological process (GO): response to red light
Cellular component (GO): nucleus
Molecular function (GO): protein binding
Source: RefSeq, a predicted model, not a curated record
UCUUCUCUCCUGACUCCUCGCUCCUGAAGUCCCGACUCCCGAGUCUCUUCUCCUACAGUAGCAAAAUUUGCCCAAAAUUUGGGUAUCUCCAGAAAAGCUUGCGGGUCUUCCAACAUUUUACCCAACGCCCACUCCCCAAACUAGCUAGGGUUUACGCCUUUACGGCCAUUGUCUGCUUCCGCUUCCAGAGGUGGCGGGUCGCCCGAGCGCAUGGCCGGCCGCGGUGAGUCGGCGAUGCCGGAGGCGGCAGCGGAGGUGGAGACGAAGCUGGAGUGCUUCGAUUUGGCGUUCAACUCGGAGUUCUCCGACAGGCUGCUGCGGAUAGAGGUCGUUCCCGGUGACGACGUCGCUGAAGGGUCCCUCACCGACUGCGCGCGCCACCGCAAGGUCCAAGGUGAGAAAAGACAGCGUAUUGACUCUUCCCCAACCAUGGCAGAUACACCAGCUUUACGAGUAAAGACCCUUCAUAUCAGUUCAGUGAUUCUUGCUGCAAGAAGUGCUUUCUUUCUAAAGCUUUUCUCGAAUGGCAUGAAAGAGUCUGAUCAGACACAUACAACAAUUAGGAUUUCUGAUUCAGAGGAAAAUGCUUUUAUGGAGCUUUUAAGCUUUAUGUACAUUGGAAAGUUGACAACAACUGAGUCCACUCUUCUGCUUGACAUCUUGAUGGCUGCUGACAAAUUUGAGGUUCCUUCUUGCAUGAGGCAUUGCAGUCAGUUGCUCAUAAGCUUGCCAAUGACCAUAGAAUCUGCACUGCUCUACCUAGAACAUGGAUGCUCCAUUUCACAGGCAGCUGAAGUUCAGUGUGUGAUAGGUGCAGCCAAGCAAUUCCUUGCCAAGGAAUACACGGAUUUUGAUAAGUUCUGUGAUGAAGCAAUGAACAUCUCUCUUGCUGGGAUCGAAGCCAUCUUUUCAAGUACUGACAUUCAUGUGAUAAGUGAGGAGCAUGUGUUUAAAUUCUUGCUCCAUUGGGCCCGUACGCGAUACUUAGAACCAGAGGAAAGACGCAAGAUCUGGAGUUCUCAUUUGCUUCCGCUUGUGCGCUUUAGUCAUAUGACUGGUACGACACUGCAGGCGAUCCUAGCAUGCACUGAUACUGUCAUAGACCUAGACCAUGAGGAGCUAACUAAGCGUGUUACUGAGGUACUUCUACGCAAAGGUUACCGAGCGCAGCUUGAAGGUUCUCUUGCAGCAGUCACAACAACUGCAGAGCGAGCUUACGUGAUCAAACCUAUGAAAGUGGUUGCGUUUGAUCAACCCUGCCAGCAGGUUGUAGUUUACUGGGAUCUAACGCGCCAGGAGUGCUCUCGAAUCUUCCCGUCAGGAGAGAUAAUUUCACACCCAUUCCACCUUGCGGGGCAGCGGUUCUCUCUCAUGGUAGUAUGUAAAAUGGAAGAGCAGGAUGAGAUCCACAGCUUUGCCGUCCUCUUAGGGAUCCAUGGGAACCCAAAGGGCUCGACGUGCAUGACAGUAGAUCAUGAGUUUGCUGCAAGGACAGGAUUGUCAGGAAAAUUUGUCAGCCACUUUGGCCGGAAGCACACCUUUACUGAUGAUCCGGCUAGCGAAUGUGAGGUUCUCUUCAGGGCUCCAUGGUCGUCUUUCAUUGCUGACAACAGCCACUUCAUCGACGGUGUGCUGCAUCUGAGAGCUGAUAUAACGGUGGUCGAGCAACCAGCUGUACAGUCUUGAUGAUUUCUUAGUCAGCAGAGUUAGACUUGGGGGGCAGCAGUGGCUUUGUUUGAUGGGAUUGCAGUUGAAGUAUGGGUUGUUUUAAAUUUCUUGCUCGGCUGGGCUCACUGUUAGGAAUGGGCAGCUUGUUGCUAGAAGAACAGCAGGUGGAGCUGUUAUUUCUGACGGCAAUUUACGAAUUAGCUGGGGGCUGAAGUUGCAGCUGUAGGUGGCUACUGCAAGUUUGAACACGCGCGUGUGCUGACUUUGCAAUAAUAUGCUCCAGUACUCCAGUAUAGUAUUAUUAUGUGGUGGUUUGGAUCCCUACUUUUAAUCCGCAAGCAACGGGACAAAAUUGAUCACUGCUGGUCGUUGCCAGGGACCCAGGGGUGCUUUGAUCGAGUAACAUAACUUGGUCCUUGUAUAUACUGUCGUAACCUCUCCUACAAUUUUCGAUCAACAUAACUUGGUCCUUGCUUGAUUGAACAGGGGAUUUUUCAUAUGUCAAAGUGUUUGAAAAUAAAUAAAUAAUAGAGCAUGUAA